AGUAUGAGGGGUCUCGCGCGCGGCUGCUACGUCACUCCGGGGCCCGGGGAGUUUGGGCCUGGGCCGUGAAAGAGUACUUAGUUUCCUGGCCUCUGGAGUCUCGUCCUCCAUCGGUGACUUCAGAGAACCUUUCAAGAGUUGGCUGGAAGCUGCGGCCCUUGUUAGAGAGGGGGCGCCUCGUCCCUGAGGCGCAGGGAGCCACGCAGCGUCCUCUCCAGCUCUCCGCGGUGGUUGAACACACAGCUGUCCUGGAAUUGCGUUUCAGGCGACCUUGAGCGCAGAGGGACGCCUGGCCUGUUGUAGUUCCUGCCUGCAGGAACUUUGUGGGCAUUUCGGUAUGUGGAAAAUUGCUCUGUUCCAGCUGGUGUGAAUCCAGAGGUCUUAGUAUCAUACCAGGACCAAAAUAUUGUGUCGGCCAGCUGAGGACCCCCAGAAUCCCAUGGGUUUCUAAUUCCAUUUGUGCAGGAGCGCCAUGGCCCGUGUUGUCUUGAUUCCUGGGUUGACUCGUAGCACUGUGGGAGCCAUCUGCACGCAGGCUGCUUCGUGGAGAUUAACAGCCAGCACUUUGCGUCACCUUACUCUAACCAGCAUAAUGAAAUCCAAAAGGAAAACUGAUCACUUGGAGAGAACUGCAAGUGUCCUCCGACGGGAGUCCUUGUUCGCCCCACUGUAGAAGCACCUCCUAGCUCGUCAGAGCAGCACUGACAGUUGAGACAGGAAGGUGGACGAGCUCACUGCCCUUCCCCUGCAGACUGUCAAUCAUACUCAGGCUAUAGAAAGCUAACCUGCCAGCUGAAGGGUGCCGAGGAUCCUCACCCUUUACCUCAGUCAUGGCUACAGCUAAGGUGUGUGAAAUUGCCCAUGAGUCUCCAUCAGUGAAGAGCCUCCGUUUGCUUGUCGCUGACAAAGACUUCUCUUUUAAGGCUGGCCAGUGGGUUGAUUUCUUUAUCCCAGGAGUCUCCGUCGUUGGUGGGUUUUCAAUUUGCUCCAGUCCCCAACUGCUAGACCGAGAGAGAAUAAUAGAGUUGGCAGUGAAAUACACUGACCACCCUCCUGCUAUGUGGGUUCACAAGGAGUGCACACUUGACUCUGAAGUGGCGCUCAGAGUGGGUGGAGAGUUCUUCUUUGACCCUCAGCCCACAGAUGCCCCUCGAAACCUCGUGUUGAUUGCUGGAGGGGUUGGGAUUAACCCCCUGCUUUCCAUCCUGCGCCACUCAGCAGAUCUCCACCGAGACCAAGCGGACAGAGGAAGAGGCUAUGAGAUAGGAGCAAUAAAACUGUUCUACAGUGCCAAGAACACCAGUGAACUCCUGUUUAAGAAAAAUAUCCUCGAUUUAGUAAAUGAAUUUCCUGAGAAGAUUACAUGCAGUUUUCAUGUUACAAAACAGACGGCACAAAUCAAUGCAGAACUUGAGCCAUACAUCACAGAAGGAAGAAUAACAGAGAAGGAGAUACGACACCACAUUUCAGCAGAGACUCUGUUCUAUAUCUGCGGCCCACCUCCAAUGACGGACUUUUUCUCUAAGCAACUGGAGAGCAGCCAUGUUCCCAAGGAACACAUUUGCUUUGAGAAGUGGUGGUAGGGAGCAGGCCCAGAAGACCUGAGAGCCACUCAGGAGGGUGAGACUGUUUAGGAUUUGUGGGUUUGCCUCCGCCUGAGCUAUCUUUUUUUUAAAGCUGUGAACUAAGUGUCCAACCCAAGACUAAAAGAAAAACCAGCAACAGAUUUACACAAUAAACUCGGUGUCGACUCGUUA
Myodes glareolus (Bank vole) is the source of this 1757-nucleotide messenger RNA. The record is from RefSeq and is a predicted model, not a curated record. Lineage: Eukaryota; Metazoa; Chordata; Mammalia; Rodentia; Cricetidae.